Lepisosteus oculatus (spotted gar) is the source of this 2993-nucleotide messenger RNA. RefSeq names its product nitric oxide synthase trafficking (gene nostrin). NCBI's taxonomy places the organism in Eukaryota, Metazoa, Chordata, Actinopteri, Semionotiformes, Lepisosteidae. Gene Ontology annotation, biological process: signal transduction. Gene Ontology annotation, cellular component: cytoplasm; plasma membrane. The record is from RefSeq and is a predicted model, not a curated record. Gene Ontology annotation, molecular function: protein binding.
UACAACCUGCUGUAUCAGGAUCUGAAGAAAUUUUCAAAAAAUGGAGAACAUUACUGCAAGGAACUCAUGACGGUCUUUCAACAAAGUCUAACAAUGUCAGUGAAUAUGUAGAGGGGAACUAACUGCAGGCACUCGAGUUGUCAAGGACUGCAGACAAGUGUCACAGGGGGGUAUCUGCCUUGAAUAAAGCACAGCCCCCUCUGUCACAGUGUUUAACAGACCUUCAGACACUGUGAACAUCAAACCAGCUGAUAGGAGAGGAUAAGGCAUGGAUAAAGGAUUUCCAAAUGAUUUUAUAAGGGAACAAAAAAAGAGCUGACCUUGAGAUCAGUUAUGCAAAAGGACUGCAGAAACUGGCUAACAAGCUAACCAAAGCAUCAAGUGGCAUGACUAAGAACUCUACUUACAUUGCUUGGAGUCAUGUCUCGGAUGAAAUGUGUUCUACAGCUGAUAUACACAGAACACUGGGAAACGCUUUUCAGCAGGAAGCCAUUCAGCAAAUUCGACAAGUUCUUGACGAUCACACAAAAAAGAAAAAGCCUUUAGAUAAUGCCGUUGAAAAAAGUGGAAAGUAUGUACAAGCCAACUGGAAUGAGCAAAUCAAGAUAAAAAAGAAGUUAUUUGGGUUAACAAAGGAACAUGAAGCCCUCUUCAAUUUUGUGGAAAGCAACAAGCAUUUGUCCACUGAAAAAGAAAAGCAGAAGAUGCUUAACAGACUGACAAAAUCUGCUGAAGUCCUGGCAAGAACAGAUGAGGAAUACUAUCACAUCAGUAUGGCUGGUCACGAACACCGAAUAAAAUGGGAGACAACUCUGAAGAACUGCUACCAGAGCAUCCAGGAGCUGGAAAAACAGCGCAUUGAAAUAUUAUGUGAAAUUCUGAAUAAGUACAACGAGCACAUCUCCAGUUUUGGGAAGACUCUCAUCAUUUGUCAAAAACAGAUUGACCAAGCCAUUAAGAAUGUCAAUGUGGAAAAGGACAUACGGACCUUAGUGGAAGAGACAACCGUAACCUCAGAAGACAACAAAGCCGAGUUUCUUCUUGCAGAUUAUUUUGAAGAGGACAACAAAACUACAAUGACCAAAGACAGGAGAAAAGCCUCCCUGAAGGUGAAACUCCAGCGGCUGCAGGAUAACAUCACAAAGACCAGAAAAGACCGGGAAGGUUUGGAGAAAAUGAUGAAGACCUACAAUGAAAAUCCAGCCUUUUCAAACAAAAAGAAUCUAGAAGAGACUGAACAGUUGCUUGAUGAGACAACACUGAAACUGAACCUUUUGGAAGCUACAUAUUUUAAACUUUCUACAACUAUGGCAGAACUACAAGGGAAACCAAAACCUACACAUCAAUUUAGUGACAGCAUCACCAAAUGGAAAGACAAGAAAUUCAUUUUUUCGAAGGACUAUCACCACAGCAUUGUACAAAUACCCCGUCCAGUCAAGAUCAAAAAGACACCUUACAGGUCGAGGCUGUCCAUGAGAUUCUCAGUCAUUCACAAUGAUGAGGAGCAAAAUGACUCGGCUAUCCCAUCUGUGUCAAGAAGUAGCAACAGUGGUACAGCCUGUGCCCUCACUGCAACUUCAACAGCAGUAGACAAUGAUGCACAUAACGGGUACCUGUCGGAUUUUGAUGAUGAAGAGAAAAUCGAUAAGGGUAUGGAGUUUGCCACUAUCGGCAAAUGCAGGGCUCUUUAUGAUUUUAAGACCGACAUAGCUGAUGAAUUAACCAUACAGGAAGGUGAUGUACUAAACAUACACCAAAAGGACGACAGUGGUUGGUGGUAUGGCUCUUUAAGAGGGAAGAAAGGCCAUUUCCCAUCUACAUAUGUUGAAGAAUUGCCAACGUUAAAUUUUAACCAAUCGUCAGAAGUAUAAUGAACUGCUUGUGCUUGUCUAUUCUCAUAUGGUUCAGGUAUCUAAUGAAAACUGGCAAGUUAACGCUGCUAAAUGUUUUCAAACGGAAAAAUUGCUAUUGCUAGAUUCAGAAAAGAUCUAGAUUUUUAUUGAAUUCAUUGCUGAAGACAAAUUAAAAGUAGCACUCUAAAUGCCUGUCCUGUAUCUCCACCUUCAAGCAUACGAACUAUAUGAACUUGGAACAUUCUUGACAUCACAUUAGCACAUCUUAUUAUCCUUAAAAAUCCACAUUACACACUCCCAUUUUUUUCCCAUGUGCUACUGAAUCAGGGUGGUAGACAAUUGUAUAAGAUUGUAGUGAGAAAAAUAGAACAAAGCAUGUUUGUAUAGGCUGAUUGACAAUGGACUGGAUCUGCAACUGGGAUUAAUUUUCCUGAAAAAUAUAUUUCAUGUUUGCCUAUUGUUCUUUUUUGACUUAAUGGUACAUUUUACUGUAGAUAUCCUAUAUAGACUAAAGAUAAUGCUUAAUAUUUGUAGAUUUGGAAAGACAGCCACCUUGGCUACACUGCUGCUGUCCUAAAAGAUAUUUAAUCUUCCAUGCUGCAGUAAGACAACACCCCCAUAAUUUCAUCAGGAAAUUUUGCUUUAGUACUUAUACCUUAUACUGCUAUCAGUACAUAUUUCAGGGCUUGAAAUUAUCCAAGAAUUAAAGUCUCUCCCCUUCCCAUUGAAAUCUCAUCUCUCAAGUAUUUGUUUGCACUACAGUAUCUAACAUUAUACGUAAUGUAAAUAUUGUUGCAAUGUUGUUUCAAAGAUAUUUUAAAAAUACUGCCAUACUGUAUAUAUGCUAAUAUAACAACUAUUUUACUUAAAAACAUAAGUUACAUGAUAUUAUUGCUAAAGUGCCAAUAGCAAUGAAAAAUAAUGCACAUGUGCAUUUGUUAUUUUUUACCAAGCAUAGUCCAUCAUGUAGCUUGUUUGGGAAAACGUUAAAAUUAAUUUCCAGCAAAUAGGUGUAUCAUUAAGAUGCUAAUACCAAAAACCCAAAAAUAUAUUUUCCCUCAAAUUGUAUUCCACUCUCUAUUAACAUAGAAAAAUGUUAACUACUUACGGAAUAAAGAUUUUAUUAUUAGCAAAGGGAAA